Ostrea edulis (European flat oyster) is the source of this 2265-nucleotide messenger RNA. RefSeq lists its product as uncharacterized. The record is from RefSeq and is a predicted model, not a curated record. NCBI's taxonomy places the organism in Eukaryota, Metazoa, Mollusca, Bivalvia, Ostreida, Ostreidae. The transcript has 3 exons. The coding region runs from base 1 to 2265 and encodes 754 amino acids. Gene Ontology annotation, molecular function: nucleic acid binding. Gene Ontology annotation, biological process: DNA integration.
AUGAAAGUCCACGUGUUUGGCAAUUGUACGUCACCCGCAGUGGCAGCAUAUGGUUUGCGAAAAUCUGCUGAUGAAGCUGCCAACCAGUUUGGUUCUGAUGUGAAAGACUUCAUUCAGAAACAUUUCUACGUGGAUGAUGCACUUAUAUCUGUGUCAACAAGUGAAGAAGCCAUAAGUCUGUUACAAAGAAGUCAAGAAGCGCUCAGGAUGCAUGGCAAGUUGCGCCUUCAUAAAUUCGCAUCAAACAGCGAAGAAGUCAUGGCAGCUAUAUCAUCUGAUGAUCUUGCUAAGGAUCUGGACUUUGACUCAGACCACUUGCCACUUCAAAGGAGUCUUGGUCUACACUGGGAUCUGGCUUUGGAUGCAUUUACGUUUCACAUCUCCAUGGAGGGAAGGCCGUACACUGGUCGUGGCAUUCUAUCGACUGUGCAUAGUAUUUUCGACCCACUUGGAUUUAUUGCGCCAGUCACGAUUCAAGCCCCUACGCAUGGCCACACCAUUCCUAGGCUAGAGUUAUGCACUGCGUUAUUGGCUGUGGAAAUCAAGGACUACAUUCUUGAAAAUGCUGACAUUUCCUUCAACUGCGUGAAACUUUACUCUGAUAGUAAAGUGGCUUUAGGUUACAUACACAACCAAACCAGGCGAUUCUACAUAUACGUUGCAAAUAAGGUAGAGCGUAUAAGAAGGUCAACAGAUGUCAGUCAGUGGAACUACGUUCCAACCUGUAAGAACCCUGCCGAUGAGGGAACUAGGUCCAUUCCAGCUGAAAAUAUGAAAGAUAGCCUGUGGUUGAAGGGACCUACUCAUUUCCUGAAUGUCACUGAAGACGCAUUAAACUUGGAUCAAACUCACGAGUUGGUCAACCCAGAUGAUGAUAGAGAGAUCCGUCCGACAGAAGCAUUAUGCGUUACAAAGACCAAAGUAUCAGGAAAUAGUUCUCUUGGUACUCACAGAUACGAAAGAUUUUCUCGUUGGAGACGUCUCGUACAAGCUAUUGCACGACUGAAAAUCUUUGCAAGAAUGCAUAAGGAUCAAAAGGAACAGGUUAAGAGCACACUUGCAAAAGUGGCGACCUAUCGGGAUGCAGAACUAUUUGAUAUAAAAUCUGUUCAGAGACAGGUAUAUGGCCUGGAAAUUAGCUGUAUCCAGCAAAACAUGCACUUACCAAAGGAUAGCAGUAUCUACAAGCUGUCACCAUUUUUGGAUGCUGAUGGAAUUUUGCGUGUAGGUGGACGGAUUAAGAUGGCGGAUCUUGGGUUUAUAGAGAAGACGCCUCUAUUGCUUCCUGGAAAACAUCAUGUUUCAAGAUUACUUGUAUUACACUUCCACGAGGAAGUUAAGCAUCAAGGAAGAAGCUUCACUGAAGGGACAGUGAGAUCAGCAGGAUACUGGAUCACUGGUUGUAAGAACCUGAUCUCAUCUAUUUUGCACAAGUGUGUUAUUUGUCGCAAACUAAGAGGACGUCUGGACUGGCAGAAAAUGGCAGACUUACCGAAGGAUAAGCUUGAGGUAGCACCACCGUUUACGAAUGUCGGGGUCGACACCUUUGGUCCAUGGUCAGUCGUAUCACGCAAGACUCGAACAGGGAGUGCCAGUUCAAAGCGCUGGGCCAUCAUGUAUACAUGUCUGGUUACUCGAGCAAUUCACAUAGAAGUUGUUGACAAGAUGUCUUCAACAGCUUUCAUCAACUCACUAAAACGGUUCACAGCCAUUAGAGGGAAGGUCAAGAUAUUGUGCUCUGAUCGAGGCACAAAUUUUGUUGGUGCCACGGAUGACCUUCACAUUGAUACAAUAAAUGUAGAAGACGGACCAGUGAAAAACCACCUAUACAACUCCGGAACCACAUGGAUAUUCAACCCUCCCCAUGCUUCCCACAUGGGAGGUGUUUCGGAGAGAAUGGUAGGAGUCACACGUAAAAUAUUAGACUCCAUGCUUUCCAACGUAUCAGACCACAGUCUUACCCAUGAUGUACUGUGCACAUUCAUGGCGGAAGUCUGUGCCAUAAUAAACAACCGACCACUUGUGCCUGUUUCUUCUGAUGUUGACUUUCCUUUUGUUUUAUCACCAGCAUCUAUUCUUACUCAGAAAGUAGGCGAUUCAUGUACCACCACAAAUGACAACCCAGAGACCUUUUCGCUGAAUGAUUUGUACAAGUCGUCAUGGAGAAGAGUGCAAGCACUGUCUGACGCCUUUUGGGCAAGAUGGCCUUUUUACCACAUUCAGACAUUCACAUUUGUCUCUCAGCCAUUUGGAGAGUUACAAUAA